AUGCCCCUAGACACGUCUACGACAUAUCCUCUUACCAAGCUCCGGCUCGAUGGCCGUCGGUGGAACGAGCUCCGCCUGCUUCAGGCCCAGAUCUCUACAAACCCAGCAAGUUCGGGCUCCUCAUAUUUGUCCAUGGGCAACACGGCUGUUAUGUGCACUGUUCACGGUCCCGCCGAAGGUCGUCGCGGCGAAGCAGCAGGUGCAGGGGGCACAACAGGUGCAGUCGUGGAGGUCGAUGUCAAUAUUGCAGGAUUCGCGUUAGUCGAUCGCAAGAGGAGAGUUGGUGGAAGUGACAGUACCAUAAGCAUCCAGGUUUCCGUGCUAUCGGCAGACGGAUCGCUGCUCGCAGCCGCCAUAAACGCCUGCACUCUUGCGCUCGUCGACGCGGGUAUUCCCAUGCCGGGCCUGCUCUGCGGCUGCACUGCCGGAAUGAGCGGCAGCGCAUCUACGCCCCGGGAUCCGAACGACGACGGCCUCGAUCCGCUGCUAGAUCUCUCCCUGCCAGAAGAGCAAGAGUUACCGUUUGUGACCGUCGGGACGACAACUCCGAUCCCCACGGGGGAAGAUGCCAUGGAAGACGAGGUGGAUGACAUGCGAGUGUCGGUUCUGCAUAUGGAGACCAGGGCGCAUAUCUCGUAUCUCGAGACGAUGCUUGCAGUCGGUAUUGACGGGUGCAAGCAAAUACGAGAGAUCCUGGAAGGUGUGAUCAAGGGAGCGAACCGGGCUAUUGUCCCUGCCAGCAGCGAAGGCCUAGAUGAUGUAUGA
This is a messenger RNA of Rasamsonia emersonii CBS 393.64, 765 nucleotides long. Its product is annotated as Exosome complex endonuclease 1. Gene Ontology annotation, biological process: poly(A)-dependent snoRNA 3'-end processing; nuclear mRNA surveillance; U4 snRNA 3'-end processing. The coding region runs from base 1 to 765 and encodes 254 amino acids. The transcript is spliced from 2 exons. Gene Ontology annotation, cellular component: cytoplasmic exosome (RNase complex); nucleolus; nuclear exosome (RNase complex). The record is from RefSeq and is a predicted model, not a curated record. NCBI's taxonomy places the organism in Eukaryota, Fungi, Ascomycota, Eurotiomycetes, Eurotiales, Trichocomaceae.